AUGGCAACGAAAUCUCCUUCAAAUAGUGGCGCUGGUUCUAAUAUACCUAAGCGGAAACAAAAUCUACGUUUUUCUGAUAUUGGCAAUCUACCACAUCAAACACUAUUACCAAUAGAUGGUUAUCAACAUCGUAAACUUCUUCCACUAGAACUGGCUUUAAAAUCAGUUACGAAUCUGCAACCAAAUGUAGAUCAGAAAGUUGAAGUAGCUUUACAUAACUGUCUGUAUCUUUCAGAAAACCUUACGCAAGACGAAUCGGCAGCCAUUCAAAUUUAUACUAUGGAAUGGGCACCGCACGAGACAUGUGUUUAUUAUUUACUUAACCAAUUAUUACGUUUAGAAGAUCGUGAACCUUUAAAACCAUGGUUCAACUAUUUAAAAUUAAUAUUAACAGGUUUAUAUAAACUAGCAUCAUUUAAAGGCACUGUUUGGCGUGGAGUUAAACUCGAUCUUAGCCGAGAAUAUCCAAAGGAUAAAGUAUUUAUUUGGUGGGGUUUUAGUUCAUGCACAGAAUCACUGGAGGUUCUACAAUCAGAACACUUUCUGGGAAAAACCGGUCAUCGAACAUUGUUUAGUAUUGAGUGUCUGGAUGGCAAAGAGAUUCAACGUCAUUCUUAUCUAAGAAAAGAGAGAGAAAUUCUGUUAUUACCCGGGCGAAAAUUUCGAGUAAAAGGACUUGUUGAAAUGGCUCCAAAUGCGCAUGUUAUUCAACUAAUAGAAAUUAUUCCGAAAUUCCCCUUGUUAGCUGAUCCUUUCGUUACCUCCGAACCAGUACUUAUGGGCGGCGAAAAGAGAACUACAUCUACAUCACUUCUAUCUAAACCUGGCUAUUUCACCGCUGAUGAUCGUGAUGGCUCGAGAAGCACGGUUGAAGAGAUAAUCACACAACACCGUUCUAGUGCAGUAGUUGAAAUAUAUCGUCAACAGCUGAAUAAUCGAGACAUGGAAUUAUUAAAAAAUGAAUUAAGAUCAAAUGAAAGUUGGUCUAAAUUAGAUUUAUCAUUCACUAAUAUCACUGAAAAUGGUGUUCAUGAUCUUUGUGAAGGACUAAGAGAAAAUCGUACGCUGUCAACAUUACACGUCUAUGGUAACCGAAUUGCAGAUUCUGGUGCAAUAUCAAUUGCACAAACCUUAAAGAAGCAUCCGACAAUAAAAGACCUAAGUUUAGUUAGGAAUGAUAUUACCGAUGAUAGUUGCGAUGCAUUGGGUGCCAUGCUGAAAGUGAACUACACAUUAGAAAGACUUGUACUUAGUGAAAAUGACAUAACGGACGUGGGCAUUGAACAUAUUUUACAUGCAUUGGCAAAUGUAAAUGAUAGUUUGAAAGAAUUAGAUCUUCGUAGAAAUUGUCUUACCGACAGAUGUAUUGAUGAUGUUGUACAAAUGUUGCAACAUAAUCGUACAUUAACAUAUUUAGAUGUUCGAGAUAAUAAAUUAAGCAAAGGUGGUAAAAAUCGUAUUGAAGAAGCAGCGCAAGAUAAUGAUGUUUUAACUGAUUUAUAUCUCUAA
Molecule: messenger RNA, 1509 nt
Organism: Didymodactylos carnosus
Lineage: Eukaryota; Metazoa; Rotifera; Eurotatoria; Philodinida; Philodinidae
Source: the annotation of a GenBank genome assembly